This is a messenger RNA of Leguminivora glycinivorella, 746 nucleotides long. RefSeq lists its product as uncharacterized. The record is from RefSeq and is a predicted model, not a curated record. Lineage: Eukaryota; Metazoa; Arthropoda; Insecta; Lepidoptera; Tortricidae. The transcript is spliced from 4 exons. Bases 81 to 599 code for a protein of 172 amino acids.
UAAUAACUACAACAACACCUUACGAUCAACAAAACAAUGAUUUUAUUAGUGAACAACCAGUGACAUUAUAAACACUCGAAAUGCGUGUGCCCGAAGUGAGGAAAUGUUGCCUCUGCAUCCCUUUACGACCAGGGAUAAUAUUGUGCGGGUACGUCAAUAUUGCGUUUUCCCUACUCGCACUGUCAUGUCUCGUGAUCACUGUGGAGCUGAAGAAGCAGUCGGUGACACACGACGCGUCCAUAGAGGCGAUCACGUCCACGGUGCUCUUCUGCAUUCUGGGCAUGAGCGUGCUGUUGAAUGUCAUGCUGCUUGUGGCUGGUUUUCAGAAAGACAUCCCGAUGCUCCGGUUGUACAACUACUUCGCGCUGGGGACCACAUUCGCCAUGCUGACGUCCGCACUGGUGCUGCUUUUCAGGCUGCAGUACGUUGAGUGGUGGGCAGCUUUCGGCGCUAUAGCAAUGCAAUGCUACGUCAUAGUGCUGGUGAGGAGUGAGGUGAUCCGGCUAGAGAUGAAACUGUGCAACCGACAAACAGCUCAGGCGAACACCGACCAAUCCGACCAUGUCAUCGAUGUUCCUGACACUGACACUUUAGUGUAGCUUAGUUAAUCUAGUGUUUAGUUUUUUACAAUAAAAUAGUGAUCAUUGAAAAUAAUUCAUUAUUUAUUUAAUAGUUAGGUAUGUUAACUUAUCGAAAAUUUGUUGAUAAAAUCUUAAAAUAAAAUGGCUUGUAUAACACGAAUUCUA